AUGGUGCUUUCUUGUCACCAGGAUAGCGCGUUCGGCCCUGCAUCGACGUGCAGGAAUCUAGACUUCACCUUGUAUUUCGAGCAAACGAUUCUCUCGUUCACCCCCGACGUCAUCUUCAUUGCAUUAGCUUUGGUGCGACUCGCCGCGCUUUCCCGCACGAAAAGCUUGCUAGGAGCCCCCGGAUGGCCGCUCGUGCUUUCGAAACUGGGUUCCGUGCUCUUGACCAUAGCCAGUACCGCCGCGAAUCUAUUCUUCACUCUGCAAACGAAGGAUCAAGGCUUGAUACCAGUAUGGGUCCCUUCUCCCGCACUACAGCUAAUUGCAUCCAUCCCACUGGGCAUCUUGGUCCUCAUGGAACACUUCCGGUCGCCCGCACCCAGCAUGCUGGUCAUUUGUUACACGCUUCUCAAGAGCCUGUUCUGCUCUGUGACGCUGCGGACUUACCUGAAAACCGGCCUGUUUGGCAGCGCACAUCCUGCCGCCGUGGUUUGGACCUUGGUGACGACGUCAUACAUGCUGAUUCUAUGCGCGGAACUGGUAGAGAAGCGAAGGUUGCUGCGUCAUAAGGUCCUGGCUCCUGUAUCGACGUCGAGCUUCAUCACUCGCUCUCUGUAUCUCUGGCUACUCCCUUUGAUGUGGACAGGUCGAAAGAAGGUCCUCACCAUCGACGAUUGUGGCAUGAUCCCCGACGAACUGUCCGCGCUGAGUACGCGCGUAGCUCUGCAGGAUGCGCUAUCGACCACAGGACGACAAAGUAAUUACCUAGCUCGGGCGACAACGAAGGCCUUCGCGAUGAAGUUUCUCGCUCCAGCCGGGCCACGGCUAGCGCUACUCCUGGUCACGUUUGCUCAACCGCUGCUGGUAAACAGAACGAUCAGCUUCGUCACUUCCGACAACUCGGACACUCAGGGCUGGGCGCUCGUCGGAGCAUUCGUUUGCGUAUACGCUCUGAUCGCAAUCACUACGUCCUUGUACUGGGAGAAGGUAUUUGACGCGACUGUGGGGCUGAGGGGCGCCCUUGUGGGUGUCAUAUACUCCAAGAGCCUCAAGCUCUCCUCUGCCGCAAGUCGAUCUCUGGGUGGUGGUGUUGCGAGCACAUACAUGUCUGUCGACGUCGAACGAGUUUGUGAAGGAGCUCAAAGCUUCCAUGAACUCUGGGCUUGUCUAGUUUCCGUUGGACUGACGAUCGUCAUUGUAUACCAGCAAGUGACUUGGCCUGCUUUCCUUCCGAUAGUGGUUACAGUCCUACUGAUUGUCGCUACCUCGUUCAUCGGUCGAUCUGUCGGCCGGCGACAAAACGCAUGGCUUGCAGCUACCGACCGACGUGUCAAGUUCAUUUCGUCAAUGAUUAGUAACUUCCUGUCCAUCAAAUGGUCCUGCUAUGAAGAGAUACUCGGGGCGAAGGUGGACAAGCUACGGCUGGAGGAAAUGAACGAGGCUCGCAGGUUCUACAACGGUAUUGUUCUUUCAUCGUCAUUGUCCAACACCGCUGGUAUACUCUGCAUCUUGUCUGUACUUGGCCCAUACGUUCUUCUUUCCACGCGUCAUGGAAAGCAACCGCUCGACGUACAACGUCUCUUUACGAUUGUCACAAGUCUGAAUCUAGUCUCGCAACCGCUGAACUUCCUAGGCCAGCAGUUCCCCGUCCUUGCGGCAUCCUGGGCCUCUCUGCAACGGAUAGAGCGAUUUCUCCUCUUGGACGAACGUCAAGACGAGUUUCUCGGCGGCAGUGAGAAGUUGGCACAGUUGUAUGAGGGUGCUGACGGGAUCGAAUUGGAAACCCGUACGCCUCCGCCGAUCGUCAUGAAGCAGGCCGCCUUUGCGUGGGCUCCGGAUACCGAGCCCUACUUGAAGGACAUCACGCUUCACUGCGACGAGGCAAAGCUCUACAUGUGCGUAGGUGCUGUCGCCUCGGGCAAGUCCUUGUUACUGCUGUCUAUUCUCGGAGAGACCACCGCAACCGCUGGACAGUACAAAAAGCUUUCGGCACGCUGUGCGUAUGCAUCCCAGAACGCUCUCAUCAUCCCGGGUACCAUUCGCGACAACAUCCUGUUUGGGCGGGCGUUCCAGGCCGAACGCUACUCUCGAGUGCUAGAUGCCUGUGCCCUUACGCUAGAUAUACGCGGUAUGCCGGCUGGGGACGGUACGUGGCUCGGAGAAAAAGGCCGUAGACUGAGUGGAGGUCAGAAGCAACGAAUCGCCCUCGCGCGGGCCGUCUACGCGGAUGCUCCCUGGACUCUUUUGGACGAUCCACUGAGUGCUCUGGAUGCCGAGAGCGAAUCGCACAUCUUUCAUUCUCUCUUCGGCUCAGGCGGCAUUUUAGCGCACAAAGCUGUCCUAUUGGUGACGCACAAUGUAAAGCACCUGCAUGCUGCGCAUAGAAUCAUCGUCCUUGAUUCCGGUCGAAUCCGAUACCAAGGAGCCCUGUCAGAUAUUACGAAGCAAGGCUAUGGGGUCUUGGUAGAAAGUACAGCAGUACAGCAUGCGACCAGCGCCGCCUCGCGUGAACUAUCCACAGAUGUACCUACUGAAGAUAUUCCCGAAGAGGAAUCUGGAGAGGCAGCGCUGACCAAGGAAUCGUUAGGGUUCACUCCCUACCGAUUCUAUACCCGCAUGGUUGGACGGUUCAACUUCGUUGUUGCAAUGUUCGGAAUCGCGAUGUAUGCCGGUAUGAGGCUUGGGAUACAGGUGUAUCUUCAGCAAUGGGCAGACAGCAACGGCGCGCAUCCUGGGGCAUGGGCCGGUGGCUACGCCGGAUUCUCCCUCGUGUCGCUCAUGACCAUUGCAUUUUCGUUUUGGCAGUUUGCUGUGCUCGUGGCAUAUCGUGGUAGCGUGGAAGUACAUGGGGAGGAGCUGAAUGGGCUGCUUCAUGCAGCACCUUCGUUCUUUAUGUCCACGCCUGCUGGAAGGAUCAUCAAUCGCUUCUCUCAGGAUAUCUUCAUGAUAGACUUUGAGUGGCCGAUCAAUCUGUUGGAUGCGUUGUCAAUCUUCGUAAUGCUUGUGGGGACGUUGGUCUUCAUCUUCAUCCCGACCCCAUUGCUCGCCCUCUCCGUGUUCCCUCUCGGAGCAUUUUACUUCAUGACAACGAUAUUCUAUCUGCGCACGUCUAAACAGCUUCAGCACCUCGAAGCAUCCAGCAAAUCGCCGUUGUAUUCUGUUUUCGCUACAACUCUAUCUGGGCUCGAGACAAUUCGAGCCCUUCAUGUUGAGAACUAUUUCCAGAACCAAAACGACGUACAUCUCAACCGUAGCCAGACACCGUACUACUAUCGCUUCGGUGGAUUGAGGUUCCUCCGUACUAUACUUGCGUUCAUGUCAUUUGUCAUCGCUGUCGGCCUUGCUGCCUUGACGAUCGGUCUCCGUCGGACAGUAAACCCCUCUUCCUUGGGUUUGGCAUUGUCUAACCUCACGGGCCUCUCUAAUUGGCUUUCAUUCUUAUUGAUGAGUAUGGCGCAGGUCGAGAACGGCUCAGUCUCGAUCUCAAGGAUACUUGAAAUCGUGAACCUGCCUCCCGAAGAAGACUCCACAGUCUACUCUACACCAGAUGCGGACUGGCCCUCUGUCGGCAGCGUCGAAUUCAAGGCCGUCAGUAUGCGGUAUCAACCGGAGUUGAAGCCUGCCGUGUCAAACGUGUCGUUCCACGCUUUCGCCGGGAUGAAAAUCGGCAUCUGCGGCAGAUCUGGCUCGGGGAAGAGUAGUAUGAUACUGGCCCUGUUCCGCGGCCUGAGCGACUCGCUUGUAUCCGGUCAGAUCAGCAUCGACGGCGUGGACAUCCACAGUCUGUCCCGCUUCCACCUACGCAAAGCCCUCAGUCUCGUCGCACAAGACCCGUUCGUCUGGCACGCGUCGAUUCGUUCGAACCUCGACCCAGAGGAAGUACACGCAGACGCGGAGAUCUGGGUUGCCCUUGACCGCGUCGGCAUGAGUGACGCGGUCGCGGGGCUCCCGGAGAAACUGGACACGGUGCUCGAAGACGGCGGCUCCUUGUCAAAAGGACAGAUGCAACUUCUCUGCCUGUCGAGAGUGCUUCUGCGCAGGAGGAAGAUCGUCGUCCUCGAUGAAGCGAGCAGCAGGUGA
Rhodofomes roseus is the source of this 4077-nucleotide messenger RNA. RefSeq names its product P-loop containing nucleoside triphosphate hydrolase protein. The coding region runs from base 1 to 4077 and encodes 1358 amino acids. Gene Ontology annotation, cellular component: membrane. NCBI's taxonomy places the organism in Eukaryota, Fungi, Basidiomycota, Agaricomycetes, Polyporales, Fomitopsidaceae. Gene Ontology annotation, molecular function: ATP binding; ABC-type transporter activity; ATP hydrolysis activity. Gene Ontology annotation, biological process: transmembrane transport. The record is from RefSeq and is a predicted model, not a curated record. The transcript is spliced from 31 exons.